UUCUGCGCUGUUUUCGCUGAGAAUCUGAACUCUCAUCUUCUUCAUCAAUGGAAUCAAUUGAAGCGAAGGAGAUAGAGGAAGAGAUGAAGCGGCGGAUUCACGACUGGCGUGAGAUAUCGGAUGAUCUCGUCGCUUCCGGAGACACUUAUGCUGCUAUUUCUCUUGUUCAAUCGGUCAUUCGCUACCUCCAUACCACAGACCUCAGUGAUCGAGUUCUCCGAUCGGCCAUCGCUCUCUCCCACUUGUCCCGUCUCUACGCUUCUAUUAGACCUGUGUUCCUAGUCGACGACAUUGCGCCUAAGGCUUCGAAAUCCCAAGUCUCUUCUUCCGUUGGGUANGCCAAGAUUGUGGAAGAUGAUCGACCUUCGCCCUCAAGUGAUUCAGUCGGUGAAGCAUCCGCUCAAACUGGUAAUUUGGAUCAUAGUAGAGGAAGUGCAAACCGUCCUCAAUCCUAUAUUGGGUCUUGGGAUGAUGAUGAUGAAGAUUGGGAAACUCGUACAGAUCUCCUGCCAUGUGAUUUUGUAAGGAGGAAACGUGAACAACAGUAUCUAGCAGAAGGCAAGGAGACAAAAUUCCGAACCACUAGACAAUAUGGGAGGGGGAAAUUUGCAUGGACGAAACGUGAAUCGUGCAGUGAUAAGCUAUCUGAUUCUUCAACUAUCAUCAAUGAUACGAAUAGCAAAGAUGCUUCUCAAGUAUUGGAGGCGGAAAACACUCCUCAAGUAUUGAAGGGGGAAGACACUUCUCAAGUAUUGGAGGCGGAAAACGCUCCUCAAGUAUUGGAGGCAGAAACCGCUCCUCAAGUAUUGGAGGCGGAAAACGCUCCUCAAGUAUUGGAGGGCGAAGAUGCUCCUCAAGUAUUGCAGGGGGAAGAUGCUCCUCAAGUAUUGCAGGGGGAAGAUGCUCCUCAAGUGUUGCAGGGGGAACAUGCCCCUCAAGUAUUGAAGGGGGAACAUGCUCCUCAAGUAUUGCAGGGGGAAGAUGUUCCUCAAGUAUUGCAGGGGGAAGAUGCUCCUCAAGUAUUGCAGGCGGAAGAUGCCCCUCAAGUGUUAAAACACUAUAGUACUCAACAUGUUCUUGUCCUAGCUGACCUUCCACCGACUACCAGAACAAUAGAACUUGAAAGGCUACUUGGGAGGUGCAUGAAUUCUGGAGUUCUCCUUCGCUGGGUCAAUGAGUCAGUCGUAGUUGUAGUUUUUCAGACACCAUCAGCAGCACUCGAGGCUCUGAAUCGUAUUAGAUCUCCUUUCACUGCACGCAUACUUGAUGAGAAUGAUACUCUUUUGAGCUCAAUUUCACCGAGUGAUCUGGAGCCUGCAAAGCUGAGGCCAAAGACUGAUGUCAGAACAGCCCGGCGGCUGAUCGCUCAAGGAUUAGGAUUGAGGUUUCCAGAUUUCCCCACUGCCUUCGCGUUGAAAGGACUAAGAAAACUGGAAGAAAGCACCACAAGUUGAGGGAUGAAGCUUGGGGAAGUGAUGAUCCAAGUUAUAGGUUAGUUCUUGUACUUUUUUGUUGAAUGGAUGGAAAUUCUUGUUUAUCUCAAGAACGCUUUACUCCAUUACACAUCCCCAUGGCUUGAGUUCCAUUAAAGAAAUAUAAAAGUUGGUCCUUAUGGCUGCACUA
Molecule: messenger RNA, 1623 nt
Organism: Cucurbita pepo subsp. pepo (vegetable marrow)
Lineage: Eukaryota; Viridiplantae; Streptophyta; Magnoliopsida; Cucurbitales; Cucurbitaceae
Source: RefSeq, a predicted model, not a curated record